AUGGAUGCCGAUGUCGAUGGGAUCGAUAUCGAUGAUGACGAUGACGAAGAUGCUGGCAUAUUCAGCAUCGCCAAUGACCGCCAAAGUGAGGACGAUGACACCCUCACUGGUGAAGACAACGUCCUUUCAGAAGUGCACACGAAGCGCACUGCUGUUGACAAGGAUGAAUCAGCAGAGGAAUUUCUGCUGACUCGCGAAGCGGUUGUCCGCUUCGUUCAAGACUCUAUUGCAGAUGUACUAGACAGACAGAAGAGAAACGCAGACGAACAUGGAAGAGCGAACGUUCUUUCAUUUGAUGAAGGAGACCUAGUUUUACUGUCUACAGUAAACUUACCGAAGCACGCAGUGACAAACGUGGGCAGCAGUAAACUACUGCCCAGGUACAUCAGUCCAUUUCGUGUGUUGCGCCGAAUGGGCAACGCAUACACGAUUGAGCUGCCCCGUAAGAUGUCCACACAUCCUAAGUUUUACGUUGGUCGUCUCCGCCCGUACUAUCAGUACGAGCCCGUUUCGAGAGGCGAAGAACACCUCCGCGGUCGAGAGCCGAGACCACCUUCGAGUGGUCCCGUUUCAAUGAGCCAGUCUGGUCAACUAGCGAAGCGACCUGUUCACGCAGUUCAGCGAUGCCUCGACGAGCUACAGCCAGCUCGUCACGAAGAGAACGAGUCGAAAGUUCGUUCUCAAGUUGCGCGAACGCAAAAGCGGCACGAUCGUCCGAACGAUCGUGCGUUAGGGAAUUAUAAUUAUCCUCACAAGAUCAUCAAGCCCAUAACGCCGGGUCCGUUCGUGAGCCAGGUCAUCUUGCAACUGUUCCGUUAG
Molecule: messenger RNA, 819 nt
Organism: Peronospora matthiolae
Lineage: Eukaryota; Oomycota; Peronosporomycetes; Peronosporales; Peronosporaceae
Source: the annotation of a GenBank genome assembly